CUUUGCCAUUUCAUAUAAUUAAUGGGGUAGGUUUGUCAUUUCACUAAUUAUUUUUUUUUUUAAAAAAGUAAAACCAUAGAAGGUGGCUAAAUAAUCAGUCUGAUAAAUUUGAUUUUUCUCCUUAAUAAUUUACCAAAAAUGCAAAUCUCCAAAAUCAACCAGAUAGACUAAUUUAGCUAGAGCUCUCCAUGACCCCAUUUCAUCUGCAAAAAAUCGGUAAGAAUUAGUUAGAUUUAGUUGAUGUGUUAUUAUAUUUGUGAACUUUCCUACAGUUCAAAGCCAUUGAUUCUCAGUCGAAGAAGCUCUUUAAUGGCUGAGGAUUUUCCAUCCACCUGAAAGUUAUCAUGAUUCUCUCACCUUCCUCAUUAUCCCAGGCAAUGCCACAUUUUUUUUAUAGAGAAAUGCAAUUGAAGCAACAUUGUGUUUCGGCGAUUUUUCAUAGCCAAGAGAACAGGUUCUUGAUCAGACAGGCUUUGACAAACCUUGCUCCAUCAUCACUGUCUUUCUAUGAGAGGAGUUUUUGCAAGGGAAGACAUUGUUGGAAAGUCAAAUUUGCUUUAGAUACCGGUGGAUUUCCCAGUAAUGGUGGUCAGCAAAAUGAUAUCAACGAGGACUCCUCUGGUCUUGGCCAAACACGGCUUAGCAGGAUUGUGAUUGCAGGAGGGAGGCAGCUGCUAGGAAAGUUGAAUUCGGCUAGAAAGAAUUUCCCCAUGAAGGUUUUUCUUUUAUUGCUAGGAUUCUACACCGCAAAUGCACUAGCGACAAUACUUGGUCAGACAGGUGAUUGGGAUGUAUUGGUUGCAGGUAUUGUAGUUGCUGCCAUCGAGGGGAUAGGUAUGCUAAUGUACAAAAAAACCGCAUUAUCAAGUGGAAGGCUACAACCUUUAGUUGUGUUGAUCAAUUAUUGGAAAGCCGGUGUUUGCUUAGGUCUUUUCGUAGAUGCUUUCAAAUUGGGUAGCUAAAAGUUCUCAUUCAUUCAACUAUAUACAAGAAAAAUGUAAUCUGAACAAUGUAUCAUCUCCACAUGUCUAUACAUCUCUCUCCAUUUCUUUA
Chenopodium quinoa (quinoa) is the source of this 1053-nucleotide messenger RNA. RefSeq names its product ycf20-like protein. The record is from RefSeq and is a predicted model, not a curated record. The coding region runs from base 345 to 962 and encodes 205 amino acids. The transcript has 3 exons. NCBI's taxonomy places the organism in Eukaryota, Viridiplantae, Streptophyta, Magnoliopsida, Caryophyllales, Amaranthaceae.